This is a messenger RNA of Colletotrichum lupini, 1506 nucleotides long. RefSeq lists its product as uncharacterized. The record is from RefSeq and is a predicted model, not a curated record. The transcript has 3 exons. The coding region runs from base 1 to 1506 and encodes 501 amino acids. Gene Ontology annotation, molecular function: CDP-diacylglycerol-glycerol-3-phosphate 3-phosphatidyltransferase activity. Gene Ontology annotation, biological process: cardiolipin biosynthetic process. Lineage: Eukaryota; Fungi; Ascomycota; Sordariomycetes; Glomerellales; Glomerellaceae. Gene Ontology annotation, cellular component: mitochondrion.
AUGAUUGUCCGUGGCGUGUCGCGGUGCUCUACCAAGCUCAAGCUCCCAUUUGCCCGAACGAACAUUACACGCGCUCAACCGCAAUGCCGACAAUUCGCGACGCCUGCCGCUGGUACCCCAACGGCUUCAGGCUCCGGUAGCGCAGCUGGCAUGCUUGCGCCGUUCGCGAACGAACUCGAUAGGAUUGCACCUUCUUUCAGCAUCAACGGCUCCCAGAUUAAGAUUAUCAGAACGCCGGCCGAUUUCUACGAGACAUUAAAGAUUGGGACCCUACACGAAGCUCUGCGAAACAACCCUGAGCUGAAGCUAAGCAUUCUGACGGACGCCCUACGAGGCACGCGUGAGGAGCCGAAUCCGUCAUGCGCAUCACUUCUCGCACCACUCGUAUCGGAGUUUGGCCCAGAUAGAGUGGAAAUCCGCAUGUACCACACACCAAACCUGACGGGGUUGAGGAAGAAGUACAUACCAAAGCGCAUCAACGAGGGCUGGGGCCUACAACACAUGAAGCUAUAUGGCUUUGAUGACGAAAUUAUUCUCUCUGGGGCGAACCUCUCAUCAGACUACUUCACGAACCGACAAGAUCGUUACCACCUCUUUUCCUCCAAGGAGGUGACCGACUACUUCUGGAACAUCCACCAGGGCGUAUCCUCUUUCAGUUUUCUCGUUGAGCCUUCGCAAGAACCUGCUGGCUUCGCCCUGACCUGGCCUAAGUCUAACCCCGCGCCGUCUCCCCUUAAAGAGCCGAAGCAGUUCAUCGGCACCACGACUCCUGCCCUCAAUGCUCUGAUUUCGCCCACGCAAGCAGCCUCUGCGGAUGUGGGCAAAGACACCAAGGUCUACAUGCUUUCCCAACUCACACAGCUCAUGAGCCCAAACACCUCUACAGAGCUUCCUGCCGUCACUCAUGUACUAUCAACACUUGGGAAGCCCGAGUACGCCGGCUCGUCGUGGACCUUUACCGCAGGUUACUUCAACCCUGCGCCGUCACUGACCAAGCUCCUGCUGUCGACGGCAUCACAAAGCAAUGUCGUCAUCACCGCCUCUCAGCAGGCAAACGGUUUCUACCAAUCCCCAGGCGUGUCUGGACUCUUGCCAGGCGCCUACACUCUUCUCGCGCGCCGUUUCGUCCGCGCCGUCCACGAACGCAAGCUCGACGACUCAAUCGCUCUUAAAGAGUGGCGCAAGGGAACGAUCGGCGAGCCCGGCGGCUGGACAUACCAUGCCAAGGGCCUCUGGAUCACACUGCCGGGAGAACAAAACCCAUCAAUUAGUAUUGUGGGAAGUUCCAACUAUACCAAACGCAGCUAUACCCACGAUCUUGAGGCUGGUGCCAUGAUCCUCACAAAGGACGAAGACCUCAAGAAGCGCCUCGGCGAGGAGCAGACGUGGCUCCAAGAUCACGCAGAGCGAGUAACCCGUGAGGACUUUUCCAAAAAUGAGAGGCGGGUUGGCAUCCAGGUGAGGAUAGCCAUGUGGAUCGCCCAGGCCGUGGGCGGUGCCUUGUAA